Mugil cephalus (flathead mullet) is the source of this 5437-nucleotide messenger RNA. It is a transcript of the gene sema3aa, whose product is annotated as sema domain, immunoglobulin domain (Ig), short basic domain, secreted, (semaphorin) 3Aa. The coding region runs from base 731 to 3325 and encodes 864 amino acids. Gene Ontology annotation, biological process: negative chemotaxis; motor neuron axon guidance; neural crest cell migration. The transcript has 17 exons. The record is from RefSeq and is a predicted model, not a curated record. NCBI's taxonomy places the organism in Eukaryota, Metazoa, Chordata, Actinopteri, Mugiliformes, Mugilidae. Gene Ontology annotation, molecular function: chemorepellent activity; neuropilin binding; semaphorin receptor binding.
ACCACACUGACUCUCUCUCUACAUCGCCGCUCUCAAGUCCUACCGCCCUCUGUCUCUCCGUCUCUGUCUUUCCAGCCCUCCCUCCCUCCCUCCCUCUCCCUCUCUCAGCUGCUCUCGCUCCCCUCCCCUCCCUUCCUGUGGAUGGUGUAGCUCUCUCUCUCGCAGUCUGCUGGAGCCGCACACAAGGAUUAGAGGGUUGCUGUGAGUGUCUGCUCACAGAGAAGAAGCCAGGAGACAACAAUAAUAAGAAGAAGAAUAUCAUUAAUCUCCAGAAAAAAAAGGAUAGCCUCACUACUGUGGAUAAGUGUUCUGAUUUCUACACAGCCUCUUCCUCUCAUCCGAGCCGCGCCGAGCUGAAGCACUGCUGAGCCCUUCACCUGAGGGACAACAGAUUAAGCCAAGGGACUCUAUAUAUCCCGGACCUCCACACGGGGAGCCAUGUGAGCGGCACCCCUCCACCGACUUCACAGGUCCCCUUCCUAACUCUGAGCAUUGGGAGCACCACCGGGAUUUUUUUUAUUUUUAUUUUUCCUCCACCACCACCACCACCACCACCACCCCCCCUGCCCCCUUCUCCCCUUCCCCAGGAACCUCUACUUGUAGGGCUCAACGCGGAGGGACUCUCCAGGCUCUGAGUAGCCCCUCAGGCGGAAGACGCUCAUCUCGGGGCGCCGGUCCGGGCUGCGAGUGCCCCCCUGGUCUGGAGGCCGGCCAGCAGCACUCCAGCACCAUGGAUUACCUGCUUGGGAUUGUAGUGCUGCUGUGCGGGGCGGUGCAGCCGGGAAGAGGAGUUGAGCCCAAGCACAAUGUACCCAGACUAAAGCUGUCAUACAAGGAGAUGUUAGAGUCCAGUAACCUCGUCACCUUCAAUGGGCUGGCCAACAGCUCGAGCUACGACACUUUCCUAUUGGAUGAGGAGCGAGGGAGACUACUGGUCGGAGCUGAGGAUCACAUCUUCUCAUUUGACCUGGUCAAUAUUAACAGAGACUACAAGCAGAUUGCGUGGCCCGCCACCCCCUCUAAGAGGGAUGAAUGCAAGUGGGCAGGAAAAGACCUGGGGAAAGAGUGUUCUAACUUCAUUCGGGUGCUGCAGCCGUACAACCAGACCCAUCUGUACAUCUGUGGCACGGGAGCCUUCCACCCCAUCUGCGCUUUUCUGGAAAUGGGCAAGAGGGCAGAGGACAACAUCUUUCGGCUGGCCUCGCAUUUCGAGAACGGCCGCGGGAAAAGCCCCUACGACCCCAAAAUGCUGUCGGCCUCGCUCCUGAUCGACGGAGAGCUGUACUCUGGCACGUCUGCCGAUUUCAUGGGAAGGGACUUCGCCAUUUUCCGUACGCUGGGAGAUCACCAUCCAAUCAGAACGGAGCAGCAUGAUUCAAGAUGGCUGAAUGACCCCAGGUUCGUAGGCGUGCACUUGAUCCCCGAGAGCGACAACCCCGAAGACGACAAGAUCUUCCUGUUCUUCAAGGAGAACGCCAUGGACGGAGAGCACACCGGGAAGGCCACCAUUGCCAGGAUAGGACAACUGUGUAAGAAUGACAUGGGAGGCCACAGGAGCCUGGUAAACAAGUGGACCACUUUUCUAAAGGCCCGGCUAAUGUGUUCAGUCCCGGGAGUCAAUGGCAUUGACACACACUUUGACGAACUACAGGACGUGUUUCUCAUGAGCUCCAAGGACCCGAAGAAUCCAGUCAUCUACGCCGUAUUCACCACAUCCAGCAACAUCUUUAAAGGCUCGGCGGUGUGCAUGUAUAACAUGGCGGACAUCAGGAGGGUUUUCCUCGGACCCUACGCCCACAGAGAUGGACCCAACUACCAGUGGGUGCCUUUCCAAGGGAGGGUGCCCUACCCUCGCCCUGGCACUUGCCCCAGCAAGACAUUCGGGGGAUUCGACUCGACAAAAGACCUUCCGGACGACGUGAUCACCUUCGCCAGGGGUCACCCUGCCAUGUACAACCCGGUGCACCCGAUAGGGGGACGUCCCAUCAUGGUGCGGACGGACGUGGACUACCAGUUCUCCCAGCUGGUGGUGGACAGGGUGGAGGCUGAGGACGGGCAGUACGACGUCAUGUUCAUAGGCACAGAUAUGGGGACGGUGCUGAAGGUGGUGACGAUCCCCAGGGAGAGCUGGCACGACCUAGAGGAGGUUGUGCUGGAGGAGAUGACGGUCUUCAGGGAGCCCACCACCAUCACCGCCAUGGAGCUGUCCACCAAGCAGCAACAGCUGUACCUUGGCUCAGCCCUGGGUGUAUCGCAGAUGUCUCUGCACCGUUGCGAGGUGUAUGGGAAAGCUUGCGCCGAGUGCUGCCUGGCCAGAGACCCUUACUGCGCCUGGGACGGAGCGGAGUGCUCGAGAUACUUCCCUACCGCCAAGAGGCGAACCAGACGACAAGACAUCAGAAACGGAGAUCCUCUCUCCCAGUGCUCAGACCUGCAGCACCACGAUGACCUGGACGGCUUGGGAGGCAGCGUGGAGGACAGGAGUGUGUUCGGCGUGGAGAACAGCAGCAUGUUCCUGGAGUGCAGCCCCAAGUCUCAGAGGGCGCUCAUCUACUGGCAGCUGCAGAAGCCCAACGACGACCGCAAGCUUGAGAUCAAGCUUGACGACAGAGUGGUACGUACAGACCAGGGUCUGCUGAUACGCAGCCUGAGUCAGUCUGACACAGGUGUCUACCACUGCCAGGCUGUCGAACACGGCUUCAUCCAGCCCCUGCUGCGCCUUAACCUCCAGGUCAUCCCCACGCAGAGACUGGGGGACAUCCUCCCCGGAAUUCCUGGCGCAGGAGGGGGCGUUGGCCAGUCAGCCAAGCACAGGGUGUGGUACCGAGAUUUCCUGUCUCUCUUGGACCACCCGGACCUCAACAGCGUGGAGGAGUUUUGCGACAGGGUUUGGAAGAAAGAGCGCAAACAGAAGAGGGUGAAGACGCCCAACACCAACAGCCAGGGAAAACCCGACGGCACCGGUGGUUCCAAUGGCGCGUUGCGACCAAGGGCUACGGCUCCCAAUGCGCAGAAGCAGCAAGCCAGCCCUCCACAGAGCAGGCCAUGGCUUCAGGCCGGAGCUCCGACAGUGGAAGGCCCAACGCGGAGCCAGAAUACACAAAAAGGUCAAGGAAACCUGGGCAUGCUGAGCGGACAGGCCCCCAAGAACAACCAGAGGGCACAAAAUGGCCAGAAGGGGCAGGGCAACCUGGCUGGUCCUCAGGUUGCGGGGGCAGCGCGGGUGAGCACCCAGCAUGCGAACAAAUGGAGACGGAUGCAGGAAAAUAAGAAGGGUCGCAACAGGAGGACCCACGAGCUUCAGAGACCCCCACGUAGCGUUUGAGGAAAAAAGCACAAGUUCAAGCAGAAUCUACGCACACAAGCACAAACCCUCCUCGCAUCCACACAAGAACAUUCUAUAGAUUGUGUUUCCGACGUGUGAUUCAGUGACCUCUCCAUAACCGCAGCCAGAGCAAAAAGAAACUCAUCAAAACGCACCUUUAAGGUAGAAAUACAUAAGCAACGACAAUAAAAGACACAAAUGCGCAUUAACCUGUGAAAAAAUUUUUUAAAAGAAAGACGAUCAGAGGACUGAAAAACUGGAAUGCAUACUGUAAAUGUGUGAGGACUCGGUUGCCUGGGAUACCGCCCGGCAGACACUUCAACCUCCUGUACAUAAGCUACUAAAAUAAGACUCGGACAAAAUGUUUAGUGAGGUGUUCGUUGGGGAGCACGUGGACUUAAUGUGCCGGGAGGACGGCUGCGGAGACGCUAACAGAUUCGUAGACGUUUACGGGAGCAGAAAUUGCGCAGCCUGCCGCCCUGUUUUGACCCGAGCAUGUGAACUGCGACGUCGCGUACGUGGAUUACGAACUCUGACUUUGAGGAACUGUUUCGGGGGGUUUUCGAGUAAAGAGCUGCAACCAUUAAAAGGGAGAAAUAAGCGGGUUGCAGUUCACCUGGACGUCGGCACAGCAGCUUGAACCAGUGGCUCUUGUGUUGUUCAAAUACAAACAGAAGCAUUAUUAUAAUACGGGGAGGGGUGGGGGUGGAAAAAAAAAGUCGAAUACAGACAAUGUGCUUCAUUAUAACCCUCUCCAUCAACCGAGGCUGGGAAAGCAUUGUGCAUGUCAAUCAAUGUUUUAAUAAGCUAAUUGUUUUAUGGAUUCUAGAGGCUUUUUUUUUUUUUUUUUUUUUUUUUACACCGUACCUAAAAGAUUUUGCAAAUUUCUUUUACAUUUACUUUCCUUUUCCAAACCAGUGCUUCAAUUUUCGGGGGCAAAAAAAAUAUAAAAUGAAAUAAAAAACCACAGGUAACAUAGUCAAUGUGCAUAACACAAGGAUUCUGUGUAAGUUAUUCGGUUCUUGUUUUUGUUUUUUGUUUUUUCCUCUGGGAUUUCAUAAGUUUUUGGACACUAAUCCCAUUUGUAGGCUGUUGCUGAAAGCCUGAAAUAAGACCGCCGGUUGUUUUUUCUUUUUUUUUUUUUGUUAGUUUUUUUGUGUACAUAUAUACAACAAACGUAACUCUCUGUGUAUAUACAGUACAUAUACAGUACAAGGACACCACUUGACUAUUAUUUAUUGCUCAUUGUUUUGUGAAAGGGUUGCAUUUAUUUUUGAUAUUAUGGUAUUUUUGGCUCAUCAGUAUAUUGGAGAAACGAUGGCAACAAAAGAAACUUUGAUGGACCAACUGGCUGAAAAGGAAAAAAAAAAAAUGUGUCGAGGAAUCUCCUUUUUUUGGGGGGGAGGGAUGUGAGCGUGUUGAAGUUCAGGAGUGCAGAGGUCUGUGUGUUGAUUCGACAGAGAUCCCACCAUCGAUAAGCACAAUUUAGUCUCUUUCAUACCAGAGUAUAUGUUCAUUAUGUUUUCCUUUCUCCCACUUCCAUCCAACAUGUCUUUUUUUUUUAUCCUGUAGCUAUUAUGUGUAAGAUAAUUUCCCCAAACUGAAAAACAUUAGCUGUGACUCUCUGUAAGAAAUAGUGGAGAAAAAUGUUAAAUCUAGUCUGAGGAGAAGACACAUUAUAACUGCAUGUGAAUGCUACCUACAGUAAGUGCAUCUUUUUUAUUGUCUUUUUACGUGUUUUGUGUGAGAGGUAAAGUAUCCCUUCAAAGCAAGGUGUGAAUUACUUUUGUCCUUUUUGCCAAAACAGUGAUGUUAACAACUCAUGUGAAUUCUGGCCAAAGCUGUUUGAGAUCUGAGCUCCUUAAUCUUUGAUUCAACGAUGGUACCUCCUGUCUCCCCCGGCCCCUGGAUACAAGAGUAAUGUGUCGAUGCAAUAAAUUAGAUCGGAUAGUGUUCCAGCACUCAAAAGUUUGAUGUGUCCCUAAUUCUCUUCCUCAGAGUGAGAAGUGUGAGAGCUGAAAGUUACCGCUGCUGUAACACAGUUCUUUCUGGCAUGCAUUCAGUUGUCUAAAUAAACAUCUCCGUAAAAAAUAAUAAUACAAAAAAGAAAAA